Miscanthus lutarioriparius is the source of this 2031-nucleotide messenger RNA. The record is from the annotation of a GenBank genome assembly. NCBI's taxonomy places the organism in Eukaryota, Viridiplantae, Streptophyta, Magnoliopsida, Poales, Poaceae.
AUGGCACAGGCAGUGUGCUUUCUCUUUCUCCUACCUGCAGCCACCGUGAUAUCCCAUCUGGUUCCGGUGGCCGCGACAGCCAGGGCUGAGAAGAUGGUGGCGGCGCCAUCGCCGUUGCCAACAAGUCCACCGCCGGACUGCCCUGACACGUGCGGCGAUGUAAAUAUUCCCUACCCAUUUGGCAUCGGCGAGCCAUGCUCCUGGCAUGGCAAGUACAACCUCACUUGCAACCACACGUUCAACCCGCCGAGACCAUACCUGGGCAACACCGAGGUCGUCGACAUCUCGGUGGAGUCCGGCGAGAUACGCGUCCGAACCCCCAUAUCGUCCCUCUGCUACAACUCGUCGUACGACUACGUCAACACGACUCUUACGUUCCACGUCGAGCUGUUCUUGAUCUCGGCGGCACGAAACGAGUUCACGGCGAUUGGCUGCAACACGCUGGCGCUCCUGCAGGGCCUGAAAUACUACAGCGGCUGCAUCAGCUCCUGCGUCAGCUUGGUGGACGCCGCAGCUCGCGACAGCGACAAGUGCAACGGUCUCGGCUGCUGCCAGACAUCCAUCCCUGAAAACCUUGACUAUAUAGCCGUCAACUGGGACCUCACUAGCAGAGGAAACACCAGCGACAACCCAGUUUGGGAAUUCAACCCCUGCAGCUACGCCUUCGUCGCCGAGAAGGGUUGGUAUCAAUUCGACCUAAAAGAUCUUCAAAACAGUGCCUUUGUUAGGAAGCUUGGAGACAGAACCGUGACAGACGUCCCUGUAGUUCUUGACUGGGCUAUCAGGGCGGAUGGACCUUAUUGUCCUCCCCCGAUAAUGAAAGAUGGGGUGAUUGGAGAACCCACUGCUUCCGCCUGUGUCAGCGCCAAUAGCCACUGUGUCAACGCCACGCAGGGCUCUGGGUACUUAUGCAAUUGCUCCACGGGAUACACCGGCAACCCUUAUGUAAUUGGUGGAUGCACAAAUAUAGAUGAAUGUACACGGCCGAAUGAUUUUCCCUGCCAUGGCGUGUGCAAGGACACCGACGGAUCCUAUGAGUGCAACUGUCGAGCUGGUUAUGAGAGCGAUGGCGACCCAAAGAAAAACCCGUGCCGUCCAAAACUUUCUAGUUUAGCGAAGCAUAUCAUAGGAAUCACUGUUGGUGCUUCAAUAUUAUUUUUUAUUAUACUUGGAACUGGGGUAUGCUAUAUGCUGAAGCAGAUAGAGCAAAAAGCAAAGGAGAGAGAACUGGAAGCAAUUGAAAGAAAGAAUGGAAGUGAGAGACUUAAAAAUGUGAAAACUCUGAUAUUAUUUACAAAAGAUGAACUUGAUAAAAUAACCAUGAACAAUUCGGUGCCUCUUGGCAAGGGAGGCUUUGGUGAAGUUCACAAAGGGACUUUGUCUGACAAGACCGAGGUGGCAGUUAAGGCCUCAAAUGAGGUAACUCAAGGUACACUGGAAAAGUUUGUGGAGGAAGUGGAAAUCCAAUCAAGGAUGAUGCACAGGAACAUUCUCAAGCUCUUGGGUUGCUGCUUGCGGGUUGAUGUUCCACUGCUGGUAUAUGAAUAUGCUGCUAAAGGAAGUCUCAAAGACAUUCUCCACGGCAAACAUAAUGAUCAGCAGCGUGAGCCUCUCACACUUAGGUCACGUUUGGACAUUGCCAUUGGCUCUGCUCAAGGGUGUUUGCCUUACAUGGAUCCAGUGUACAAGGAUACAGGGAGGUUAACUCCAAAAAGUGACGUCUAUAGCUUUGGGAUUGUUCUCUUAGAGCUGAUUUGUAGAAGGCCUGCUGUAGAUGGUGAAAACAUUCUUGUCAAGCAGUUUAAGAGUGUUUAUGAACAAGAUAACACUGGAAGGGUGUUUUUUGACAAGGAUAUUGCUGAAGAACAAGAUAUUCCUAUCCUUGACGAAAUUGGAAAACUAGCCAUGAAGUGUUUAAAUGAAAAUGUUAAUGAAAGACCAGCUAUGGCGAGCGUCGCAAGUACACUUGUGAUACUGAAAGAUUCUUGGGAAGAAAAAAGUCAAAGUUCCUCUUCUACUUCAAUCAACUAG